CAUGUCUUGUGCACAUCUACGUCAUCAUUCAGUUUCUAGGCGCGAGAUAGAAAUCCAGGAGCGCGGACAACCCGGGCGCUCCUCUCCAGCUGGUUACAAGCUGCAACUUACCCUCCAACAACAGCACCGACCUACCAUCACAGCCACUAGCCUGCUCAUAAAAACUACAAACACGCGGAAUACAACGUUUUAUUACCAAAUAUUCAUGCACAUGACGUGCAACGAUAGCAAGACAAAUCGCCGUCUGGCCGUAAACAACAAAAACUGAGGGAAAUGUCUUGGUGGCCGCGCGGUGAGGAUGGGGAGGAGGCUUUGCAUCAGGACACAGAUUCUGAUGUGGCAGAACAGAGAGAUGGUGGGAAAGUGAAGGUGAAAUGGACACAAGAGGAGGAUGACAAGCUCAAGGUGCUGGUUCAAAAACUGGGAUCAAAUGAUUGGAAAUACAUUGCCAGCUACAUACCAACUCAUACUGAAAACCAGUGUCAGCACCGUUGGUUUAAGGUCUUGGAUCCAGAAUUGGUUAAAGGCCCUUGGACCAAAGAGGAGGAUGAGAAGGUCAUAGAGCUUGUAAAUCUCUACGGCAACAAACAGUGGGCAAUGGUAGCCAAGCAUCUUAAGGGCAGACUGGGGAAGCAGUGUAGAGAGCGUUGGCACAACCACCUCAAUCCCAAUGUGAAGAAGUCGUCAUGGACAGCAGAGGAGGACCUCAUCAUCUACAAGGCUCACUGCCUGCUCGGAAACCGCUGGGCCGAGAUCGCCAAGCUGCUCCCUGGAAGAACGGAUAACGCAGUGAAGAAUCACUGGAACUCAACCAUCAAACGUAAAUUAGAGAUGGGCUUCUAUGCUGGGGAGGUCUUUAGGCCAAAUGAACUUGAAGAGCUGUUGGCCCGUGUUAAUAAAGAUGUGCAGAUUCCCAGUUGCUCUCAAGACGGUGCAGAAAAGGAUCCAGAUCGGCAAACGCUGCCUUCGUUGCAAGAAACACCUGUCUCGGCCUCGAUCAAAGUCGAACCCAGCGAAGCAGGGCCAUCGAAGGCUGCUUCCUCUCCUGAGAACAGUUCAAGCCCCAAGACCGAAGCAGACACCACAGGAGAAAUGAGUGUUACCAGCUGGGUGGUGGACAGCUCUGGCUUUCUCUCCCCUACCGGCCCGGCACUCAAGGAAGUGCUGGACAUGGUGGAUGGUGACCUCGACGGCUGGUGCAACCUAGCAGCCUUUGACCUGCCCGAGGACAGUCCGAGCCCAGAGCGCCACCAGUUCCGUCUGGAGGGCAGCGCCUUGCAAGAGUUGAGCAAAGGCAACAAGGGCGAACUCAUCCCUAUCUCUCCCGGAGGGGUCACGCCACCUUCCAUACUGAACCGCCGAAGCCGGAGACGCAUCGCCUUGUCUCCUGAUGCCAACAACUCCAUGACACCCAAGAGCACACCUGUUAAAAUCUUGCCCUUUUCUCCAUCUCAAUUCCUCAACAUGUGGACCAAGCAGGACACUCAUGACCUGGAGAACCCGUCUCUCACAUCCACGCCAGUGUGCAGCCAGAAAGCCAUCGUUACUACACCGCUACAGCGUGACAAGACCCCCCUCACCCAGAAGGAGAACUCGGCAUUUGUUACACCCAACCACAAGUCCGAUCUCUGUACGACCCCACGGACUCCGACGCCGUUCAAAAAUGCCAUGGAGAAGUACGGGCCUCUGCAGCCUCUGCCUCAGACUCCAAACCUUGAAGACGACAUAAAUGAGGUCAUUCUAAGAGACUCUGGGAUUGAAUUGGUUGUUGUGUGUUCGACGCCACCAGAGCAAAGACGCAAAACAAUGCAUCGGCCUCCUAUGAAGAAAGUGCGGAAAUCACUGGCCCUAGAUGUCAUGGACUGCCAGGUGAUGAAUGCAUCCAAACGCAAAUCCACCAAAGCUGAAGCCAGACCCACCAUUAAGGAAGAACCGGUGAUAGUUUGUCUCAACUCCUCAUCCUUUUGCAGCAAGAGGCACGAAAAUAUUUUGGAUCAGGGUUUCCUUUUGGGACCUAGUGACAGUGACAUAUUUCCCAGCACGGUGCCCCCAGUUCCGAUGUCAAAAGAAUGGGAGACGGUUGUUUGUGGUCAAACUAAAGACCAGCUUAUAAUGACAGAGAAAGCGAGACGCUACCUUCGCUCACUAAAAUCCCAUGCUCCCAACCGGGCUCUGAUUCUGUCCUGAGACAUGGCUCAUCUUCACACCAACACUGUGCACAUGCAGAACUUCAUGUUGCUUUUGUUGGCGUUUCCUGUACUUUUUUUUUGCUGUAGUAAUUUGUGGUGGAGAAAAGCAACAUAGGUUUUGCAACGUUUUUGAACAAGUCAUUAGCAAACAAAAUACUGACAAUAUAUAGUGUGUAUAUAUAGUUCUAUCAAUAAUUUGAGAGAUAAUGGUGCUUUUAGAUUCAGUCUCCAACGGGCCUUGUACAAAGCUUAAAAAAAAAAGUUAUGAAUCUCAUGUCAUUGUAUUGUCACUUAAACAUGGAAAGAACAAUGAAUGUAUAAUUGACAAAAAAUCACGACAAUGUUGCUAUCACUGAAAAGAUAUGGUUUUACAUUGCAUAAUGUCUGUAAUUGAACAGGUUUUUUUAAAGCUGUGAUGAGUAAAAAUACUCAGGUUGUACCUCCAUAUCUUAAGUUGUGUUGUACAAAUUUAAUAUGGAGGCAAUUUAGACAUUUUUGAUCAGUAAUGCAUUCAGAGACGAGGGCUUAUCUAGAAAGUGAACAUUUUGCUUGGAAAAAUCAGUUUAGCAUGUGUCUAGAUUUAUAAAAUGCCA
Etheostoma cragini (Arkansas darter) is the source of this 2782-nucleotide messenger RNA. RefSeq names its product v-myb avian myeloblastosis viral oncogene homolog-like 2b (gene mybl2b). The transcript is spliced from 15 exons. Gene Ontology annotation, cellular component: nucleus. The record is from RefSeq and is a predicted model, not a curated record. Bases 274 to 2187 code for a protein of 637 amino acids. NCBI's taxonomy places the organism in Eukaryota, Metazoa, Chordata, Actinopteri, Perciformes, Percidae. Gene Ontology annotation, biological process: regulation of DNA-templated transcription. Gene Ontology annotation, molecular function: RNA polymerase II cis-regulatory region sequence-specific DNA binding; DNA-binding transcription factor activity, RNA polymerase II-specific.